UCGUGUUUUGGUUCUGAAAAGAUGGCGGACUCUUGUUUUCAAGAUCGGUCACACUGGAUUACGAUAGUUUUGAAAUGUACUGGAAAAGUUGACAUGUUCUACAUGUGAUAUUGUCGAGUGCAUAAGAGCAUUGUUACGACGGAUUUGCUUGCCGAAUUGAGGAAGUUUCUUUGUGCGUUGUGAGUGACGCGGAAGCGGUGUCUUCAGCGUGCGGAUCAUACGAACAACGAUUCGAGUGGUUUUCAAAGAUUUCUGUUGUUUUCUGUGCGAAACACUGUUCGAGAAGCUAGAGAACAAUAUUGCCGACAACGAAAAUGGUUUGACUUCGAUGGAUGUUUACGAUGUUCGAGAUCCCGAUGACUAGUGCAUCAGCAACAGUUACUUGGUUAGGUUGAUUUGCCUAGAUAGACGUUGUACCUAUGAUACCUGAACAACGCUAUGCGUGUUCCUCUCGGUGGUUCACGUUAAAACGUGACAUUGCAACGAGUUCAUAAACAGUCUGUUAAAUGUAUUACUGUAACUUAUAAUGGCGAACAGUGACUUUGACGUGGAGCUCUUUGAGCGAAGGCUCCACACGCUGAAAGAUUCUCAGGAGUCGAUUCAGGGUCUCUCUUCCUGGUGCCUGGAAAGGCGACAACACCAUAAAAAGAUUGUUGCUACGUGGUUGCAAGUACUAAAGAAAGUGAAAGUUGAGCAUCGUUUGACACUUUUUUAUCUGGCAAACGAUGUUAUCCAAUACUCGAAGAGAAAAAAUUUUGAGUUUGUGGAGUCUUGGGGGACGACUCUGCAACGCGCGACAACUAUGGUCAGAGAUGAAAAAGUGAAGCAUCGUAUAUUGAGGAUAUUUAAGAUCUGGGAUCAGCGACAAGUAUACGAUGAAGAGUUUCUGGCUGACUUGUCCGGAUUAAUUUCAGUAGCUCCAAAAAAGAAACUGGACCCACAACCAACAGCACCUCCAGAAGAAUUUCAGGCUGCUUUACUUAUUUCUACUAUGAGAUCUUGUUCUACAUUGGAGCAAGCAACAGAUGCAAGAUUACGAGACUUAAGGGAAAGUAACAUAGAUGUAGAAAAUGCAGAAGAGUUAUGCGCUUCUUUGAAAGAUAGAAGAAGAGUAGAGGAUGCUGAGAAAGAAGUCGAUUUGGCAGUGAGAAAUGUUGAAAAUUAUGUUCGUGCAUUAGAAGCAGAGAUCAGGGAAAGGACACAAGUGCUCGAGUUAUUAGAACAAGCCGAUCAAUUUUAUGAAACUCAAAGAGGUGAAGUUAAAAUAGUUACUAACGCAUACAGGAAUUUUGGAAGUCGUGUAAAAAAUUUAAAGAAAAAGUUAGAUGAACUUUUACCGACACUGGUAUCUCCAAUUCCCUCACCAGACAUCAAUGCCCCAUCUCCAAGCCCGGACAGUGAUAUAGAUCUACCAGGAGAUGAGAACCAAACUCAAAACCAGUUGGGAAUGAUAGAUGUGGCUCCACCAUCUAUGUAUGGAACAUACUCGCACGAGUAUGAUCCUGUGCCUGUACCAGCUCCCGAAUUGGGGCAAGGCAAUGACUCUGGUGAUUUUACCAAUAACUUUUCGUCCUUUAUAGGAGGAAAUAUGGAUUUUGGUAAUAUGAGAAAUAUAUUUAACGAAAGAUCGUCGACGCCUACUGGAAUAUCACAGCAGUAUACCGACUCUUUAGAGGCUAAACCAAUAGAAGUAAUUAAUAUGAGGCCCUCCAAAAACGAAAGUACUAACGCGGACUUUAAUAUCUCUAGUUUCUUAAAGACUGUUCUUCCCUCUUCUGACGGAACACAAGAUCCUGGUGGAAUUCCAGGUCUUGGUCUAGAUAUUCCCGAGUCCCAAGUAGGUUCCCCUCAACGUACCAACUACAGACAUUCACCUGUGUUAGGACAACAUCCUGUAACUCCUGUGAUCUCAAGAAUGAUGGGUAGUCAAAACACGUCCAUGGGCGUGAAUAAUUGCCAAAUGACCCACAGUACCCCACUGCCAGUCCGGAACUUGUCCGGCGAGUCGCAUACACCCUCCCCGUACUCCAGUCAAAACAGUCAGAGUAACAUCACAGUACCCUUCGACGGCCCUACUAACAAUAACACAGUGAACCCGUUACCACCCCCUCCGUUACCUCCGCCGAUAUUUCUCGACGACGAGAAUUGUUACAAUAAGUUGCCUCCGAAAUUUCCCACGUGGACACCACCGAACGAAUCUAUCAAAGAGGCGGCCAAAUGGGAGGAAAAGGCGGGUUUCGCUAUAUCUUCAGGAAAGAAUAGCAUGAAUCCUAGUUGGCCCGGUGAGUGCGACGAAAAAACGAAAGUCUGGAUGGACGGUGAAUCGGAUAGAUGGGAUCCGAGCAACGAGACCACGUGGGUUAACCCGGUCAGAGGAAAAAACGAGAUCCUAUCGGAGACGCCGGAAUCGCCGCCAAUGUAUGAGAAAGCAGGAUUUACAGACCCGGUAGAGUACGAUGACCCUCAACCGCAAGAAUCUCUUCUGAGUACCACCGGGGACGUAGAUCAUAGGGUGAUACCGAUACCGAUGACGGUGGAGAACCAGCUGCCGUAUCGACUGAUGAAAGCAGCGGACGUCGACCAUCGUAAUUUGAUCAGUUUAACAGGCAGUCCGGCCAAUCACAACGUGAACGACAGCUCGAUGAGUACGAUACCGAACAGUACCUUAUGGUCGUCGGGCGACCAGGAUUACCGGCAACAUAUGCAACCCGGUGAUAUCGUGGAAAGUGUAGACAUGGAGAUGUCCGACGACGAGACCGACAGCAAGCCAAAGGGAAGGGUGUUGGUGGACGUGAGGUCGCAGGACAGAGACAUGAGAGUCGGUAAUCCGCCACCGUCCCAGCACAUGGACAUGGAUAUGCGUAUGAUCCCGCUUCCCUCCGGGCAAAUGCCGGGUCCGCACGGGCCGAUGAUGCAGGACGUGCACAUGCACUCGGGACCACCGCCGCCGCCGCCACCGCCGCCCCAAUUUCAUCCGAACCAAGCACCGUUCCACCAGGACCAAGGAGACUUCCGUCACAAUCCUCCGUCGGACUUUCACCCGUCCCAGUCGAAUUUCCAUCAGAACAGACCGCCGCCGGGUUUCCUGCAGAACCAGCAGGAUUUCGGCCAGCAAGAGUUCCAUCAGAUGCACCAAUCCCAGUCAGACUUUCCCCAACAAGACUUCGAGUACCGGGAGAAUCACGGCCUGAGACCGAAUCCGGAGUUCCACGGCGAGUCGCAGAUGCGCGGCAGGUACUCGCAGCCUGCCGAUCAUCCUCACAGGGACAUGUCGUUCCACCGGAACGACAGAGGACGGGGAGGUCGAGGUUUCCCGCGGAACCGCCGGGACCGAUACUCCGACGACCACAACAAACAGAGGAAUCUGCUGAACAAUCGUAAACCACGAUCCCUGGACCAGCACCAAAGGUCGUCGCCGGAGAUCCUGCCGAACAGUCGGCCUCUGUUGCUUCAGCCGCCGGACACGGUUGUGAUCCUGGACGAAGAGGGCAUGCCGAUAGGUCUGCCGGACGACAAGGAUGCCCUGGUGAGCGCGGAGCACGCGCCGGACCAGGACCAAGAGGACAAUCCGCAGGACCGUAGAUCCUCCCACGGCACCCCGAACUCCCGCGACCUCGACCAGCCGCCUUACCCAGGCGGCUCGAGUCUCGUGCACGAGCACGAGUCCGAGCCGGUGACCUCCGAGCCGGAGGACCAGCCGCCGCUGAACCAAGUGACGGUGGUGCCGGUGGCGGCGGACUCGAAGGACUCCCAGUUGAGCCAGUACGUGCCGAUCUCCGAGUACGAGGAGCACGUGGAGUCCGAGCCGGUGAUAACCGGCGAGAAAGCCUGCGACAACAUCGACUCGCCUGAACUCGGUGGCCAGGAGAUCAGCUUCAACGAGCACCAGCCGGCACACAUGGACCAACAGAUGGAGGACUUGGUGAACGCGUCUAACAACGAUCUCAAGCGACCGUCGACGAACGGCGGCUUCGAAGACCAGCUCGAGGAUAACAUCAACAAGAAGCGGAUGCUGACGAACGGGCCUCAGACACCGACUGGAUCCGAUUCCGGCCUGAACGGACCGAUCCCUCAGGUGUCGGCGGAGUCUCAUCCGGGUAUAUACGACUUCGACGGUCCAUUAGGCUCUAACUUCCGGCCGCGUCUCGCCGGUCCCGUCCCGUUCCCCCCGUGGAGAGGCGGCCCGCCCCGUGGCCGAGGGUUCCGGGGCGGACCCAGGGCCCCCUGGAUGGACCGGGGGCCCCGCGGCCCCGCGAUCGGCAGCUUCAUGCCGAGGGGGAUGAAACGCGGCGGUCAGUUCAGGGGCAACGGGUUUCGGGGCCGGGGACGGGGUAACAAUUGGUAGAGACACCGCGCGUGUAGUCGUCGCACCCCUGUCCGAAUAGCGAACAGUUUGUAAGCCCGCGUGUGUGAGAGAGACACUUGUUGUCGUUUUUUCUAUUUCUGUAAAUAAGUUGUUGCGAACUCGGCCCCGGACCGGUCUCGCGCCGUGUCGCUGGAUCUUCGGAGGGGAUCGCAGUAACCGGUCCCCCGGUAGAACGCGGCGAGAUCUUCCGCGGGAGAUCGUCGCCCGUCUUCACCGGAAGGUGCUCGCCGCGCUUCUGUGCGAUUGAUUCGCCUAUAUACAUAUAUAAAUAAACUAUAUUAGCUAUAUAAAAAAGAGGAUGUAUCCACACUGGAACACGGAGUGGAGCUCGAACUCACAUAUACACACACGUACUCCGUUUUAAGAUCUUAAGAUACGACCGCGUCGCCGCGGCGGCUUCCCCCAUUGGAUCGACCAGCGACGAUCGAUCCGGACGGAUCCAAACGCGGUAGCCGCCGCGACGACGGUCGCGUUUACAUUCUAGGAUCCGUAUGUAUAAGUCGAAUGAAAACAACCUCUCUGUUUCACGUGUAAUCCGCGUUCACACGAGUACGAUCGAAUAUUUAUCGGCCGGUCGGCUGGACCCGCGGACGGAUUCCGUCGCGCGAACACGAAAUGCGAAUCCUCUGCGUCGCGCGAAACGUGUUAAAGGACGAGGAAGCAAGGACACGCGGGGAUCGUCGUCGAAGGACCCACACGCGGCCCGCCUCGUUUCUUCGUUCUCUCUCUCUCUCUCUCUCUCUCUCUCUCUCUCUCUCUUUCUCUCUUUCUCUUUCUCUUUCUCUUUCUCUGUCGCCUCCGCACACGAACACGGAUCUGCUGCCUGUUUACUACCCCUCCCCACCCCCACCACCCCGGAGAAAGAUCGCGUCCCCGUCGCGUGGAUUAUAAGCAGGCGUGUCAAUGAACCUUCUUCAUGCUGUAUUAAUAAAAAUGC
Molecule: messenger RNA, 5303 nt
Organism: Megalopta genalis
Lineage: Eukaryota; Metazoa; Arthropoda; Insecta; Hymenoptera; Halictidae
Biological process (GO): mRNA 3'-end processing
Molecular function (GO): RNA polymerase II complex binding
Source: RefSeq, a predicted model, not a curated record